Molecule: messenger RNA, 2100 nt
Organism: Pecten maximus
Lineage: Eukaryota; Metazoa; Mollusca; Bivalvia; Pectinida; Pectinidae
Exons: 1
Coding region: 165-1340 (391 amino acids)
Biological process (GO): carbohydrate metabolic process
Source: RefSeq, a predicted model, not a curated record
CUAUCCUAGCGUUGCGUGUAACGACUAACUACCUGCAGACCAACAAUGCAUUUGGCUUGGUAUCAAUUAAAGACAUCGCCUGAGGACUAUCGCUGUACCACAGUUAAAGUCGCGCUGUACUCUGAGAUAUAUCUACAACAAACGUGCAUGCUAUAGAAUCUCAAAUGGCGGCUUCUGUCGCAAUUUUGUGCUCGUUAUUAUAUUUUAACAAAAUAGCCAUGGCAACUGAUGCAUCGUGUCAACAAGGAGUAAACUGUCACCUACCAGACUGUUUCUGCGGUACGUUUGAAUACCCCAUGGACAGAAAGGACAUCCCGCAAAUGGUGUACUUUGGGUUUGAUGGUGCCGUGAAUGAAGAUGUGGUUAAACACUAUGACUUUAUGUUCAGACGUGCGCGUACCAAUCCCAAUGGCUGUCCAAUAGGGAUUACCUUGUACAUAUCACACAUUAGUACGGAUUACGAAGCAGUCAUCAAGUAUUUCCGGCGUGGAUUCGAGUUAGCUGUACACAGUAUCUAUCACCGAUUCAUUGAUACGGACUCGGGCUUACUACAGGAGGCUAGAGACCAGCGAGACAAUAUCGCCCAGCUUGCCGGCGUACCCCUGGAUCGUAUCGUGGGCUGGAGGAGUCCGAGCCUGCUAACAAGAGGAGAUGCCCAGUUUGAUAUCCUACAACAACUUAAUUACACCUAUGACAUUUCCAUGACGUACAGGCGAGUGAAAAUUGAGCGAUCCCCAAUCCCUUGGCCUUUCACACUAGACUACGGCUGGCCAUUCACAUACACCUCCUGUACCCCGAGCUGUCCCAACAAGAAACACAUAGGGUUUUGGGAAGUACCUGUCAAUGCCAUGCUUUUGAAUGAUUUUCCGUGUGCCUAUGCCGAUGGUUGUUUCAGAAUGCCGUCUAGUGCCGAGGAUGCCUACAGAUACGUCAUAGAAAAUUUCAAAAGUCAUUACCAUGGUAAUCGAGCGCCAUUUGGAAUCAGUAUGCACGCGACCUGGUUUUCCCAUCCCUACACUAGGGAUGGCAUGGAUAAAGCUAUCCGUGAAAUGCUUUCUCAUGGAGAUGUUUAUAUUGUUACUGUUCAACAGAUGUUGGAAUGGAUGAAAAACCCAGUCAAAAUGUCAGAUGUGCACUAUUAUGACGCUUGGAGUUGUAGCAUGAAAGUUAAAAUCGUCCACGGCACAUUGCUGGCAAAGUUAUUGGCUGCCUUUCUCAGUAUCAUUCUAGCUGUGUUUGGAGUUGUCAGUGUUAUUCUUAUCCAUAAACACAAAAAUUCAAAAUACGUACCAAUUGAUGACCUGGAAGUUAGUAAUACUAAUACUACAACACAACAGUGAAUAUUACCUACAACGGUACGACCAAGGUCACGUGACAAUACCCAAUACCAUUUACACCAGCGGCCGAAACAUCGUAAACGCAACAAUAAACUCUCAUUCAUAAUUCUCUAUCAUGUUAUAAUAGUAAUUUAUGUAAUAUUUAACAUCAUUCUAUACGUGACGCUAUCCAAUGUACAAUGUACGGUAACCAACAUGGUACAAUGUACUGUUACCAACAUGGUACAAUGUACGGUAAACAAAAUGGUUCAAUGUCGGUAACCAACAUGGUACAAUGUACGGUAACCAACAUGGUACAAUGUACGGUAACCAACAUGGUACAAUGUACGGUAACCAACAUGGUACAAUGUACGGUAACCAAACUGGUACAAUGUACGGUAACCAAAAUAGUACAAUGUACGGUAACCAACAUGGUACAAUGUACGGUAACCAACAUGGUUCAAUGUACGGUAACCAAACUGGUACAAUGUACGGUAACCAAAAUAGUACAAUGUACGGUAACCAAACUGGUACAAUGUACGGUAACCAACAUGGUACAAUGUACGGUAACCAAAAUGGUACAAUGUACGGUAACCAAAAUAGUAGAAUGUACGGUAACCAACAUGGUACAAUGUACGGUAACCAACAUGGUACAAUGUACGGUAACCAACAUGGUACAAUGUACGGUAACCAACAUGGUACAAUGUACGGUAAACAAAAUGGUACAAUGUACUGUUACCAACAUGGUACAAUGUACGGUAACCAAAAUAGUAGAAUGUACGGU